CAUGAUACGUGAACCCGGAAAUACUGGCUGAGUACAGUAGUACACAAGGACGACUUUCACGUGCAGGUGGUGAACGCUACCUCUUAAACAUCGCUGAUCAUGGCUAUAGACUACAUAGGAUAUGGAUAUGCAGCCCUUAUUGCAUCUGGAGGAGUGAUGGGUUAUGUCAAAGCAGGUAGCGUUCCUUCCAUGGCAGCUGGCCUGCUGUUUGGAGGCCUGGCAGGUUUUGGUGCCUACCAGAUAUCACAGAACCCAAGAAACAUUUGGGUGUCUUUAGCUACAUCGGGAACCCUGGCUGGUAUAAUGGGGGUGCGAUUUUACAGCUCCGGAAAGUUCAUGCCUGCGGGAAUUGUGGCUGGAGCAAGCAUCCUGAUGUUGGCAAAACUUGGAAUUGGAUUUCUACAGAAGCCACAUGGGUCAUAAGUGUUGCCAGAGAAUAGAAACAAAACAAUGUUAGUUUUCUGUCUUAAAACAUGAUGAAUUUAGAAUAGUGACAGUCAAAUGGGAUCUUGUUUUGUAUAAAAUGUGUAAUAAAUGAUAAAAAAAAAUGAAGCAGA
This is a messenger RNA of Trichomycterus rosablanca, 557 nucleotides long. RefSeq names its product transmembrane protein 14Ca (gene tmem14ca). The record is from RefSeq and is a predicted model, not a curated record. Gene Ontology annotation, cellular component: mitochondrial membrane. Lineage: Eukaryota; Metazoa; Chordata; Actinopteri; Siluriformes; Trichomycteridae. Bases 100 to 423 code for a protein of 107 amino acids. Gene Ontology annotation, biological process: regulation of heme biosynthetic process. The transcript has 5 exons.